AUGGUCAUGCAUGGAUUCCAAGAGCUAAACACUAUCACUAGUAGUAACAUACCAAACGCCACACUCAGCAGCAGCAGUAGCAGUAGUAGUAGUAGCAGCAGUAGCAUUAGCAGCAGUGGCAGCAGUAGCAGCAGCAGUAGCAGUAGCAGUAGCAGCAGCACUAGUAGCAGCAGUGACAGCAGUAGCAGCAGCAACAGCAGUAGCAGCACUAGUAGCAGCAGUGACAGCAGCAGCAGCAGCAGUAGCAGUAGCAGCAGCAGUAGCAGCAGUAGUAGCAGUAGCAGUAGCAGCACAGCAGCAGGAGUGUCAGCAACAGUAGAAGCAUUAGUAGCAGCAGCAGUAUUAGCAGUAGCAGAAACAGAAUUAGCAGUAGCAAUAUCAGCAACGGAAUUAGCAGUAGCAGUAGCAGAAACAGUAAUAGCAGUAGCAGUAGCAGCAGUAUUAGUAGUAGCAGUAGCAACAGAAUUAGCAGCAGCAACAGAAUUAGCAGCAGCAGCAGCAGCAGCAGCAGCAGCAGUAUUAGCAGUAGCAGAAGCAGCAGCAGUAGCAACAAAAUAUGAAGUAUGA
Messenger RNA from Exaiptasia diaphana, 567 nucleotides. RefSeq lists its product as uncharacterized. The record is from RefSeq and is a predicted model, not a curated record. Bases 1 to 567 code for a protein of 188 amino acids. The transcript is spliced from 2 exons. Lineage: Eukaryota; Metazoa; Cnidaria; Anthozoa; Actiniaria; Aiptasiidae.